This is a messenger RNA of Ictalurus punctatus (channel catfish), 6472 nucleotides long. It is a transcript of the gene frs3, whose product is annotated as fibroblast growth factor receptor substrate 3. Gene Ontology annotation, cellular component: cytoplasm. Gene Ontology annotation, biological process: cell surface receptor protein tyrosine kinase signaling pathway. Bases 631 to 2499 code for a protein of 622 amino acids. Lineage: Eukaryota; Metazoa; Chordata; Actinopteri; Siluriformes; Ictaluridae. The transcript is spliced from 8 exons. The record is from RefSeq and is a predicted model, not a curated record.
AACAUAAUAAAAAAUCUAGAUGUUUGCGAGCCUGCAGCGUGAGGGAGAAGUGGGAUGUUUUAUGUUAGUGUGGUUAGAGUGUAGUUAGUGGAGCAGUAGGCUAUAGGCGGCGGCGCGGAUGGUGAGCGGUUGGCAGCGCGUCAUCAUGUGCCGGUGAGCGCGCGCUCCGCCUCAGCUGGUCCUCCAGCGUCUCUACCUUCUUGCCGCUCCAUCAGCCCUCGUUGGCUGGCUGAACUCUCACCCCGGCGCUCGGCAAAUGUCAAAGAGAGGCCCGUGCCGCAGCAAGGGGGCGUUGAGGGGGGGGAACAACUGGCUUUCUAAUCUUUUAUAUCAACCCAGGGUUUUUUUCUUCUUCAAUAAAACCACCCCGAAAGCAUUACUGUAAGUGACGGAAGCGAAGGACAGCCAGCAGCCCGCCUCCUGUGUGCAGCACCGCGGACUCCGCACCGCAGCUCCAUCGCUCAGGUUCCGCGCUCCAACAUGAGAUAUGAAAACUUUGCGGGCUGGGACCUGCUGCUCGUUCCAGCACACCCCUGUUCCACCAUGACCCCCAGCAGAGAAUUCUGGGAUUGACAUUAGCAUCACUCCCACUGAUGGCCUGCACCAGGUUUCAGCUAACCUGCUGAAGCUAUGGGGAGCUGUUGGAGCUGUCUAUACAGAGACGCCAUUCAAGACAACCACCCCACCAAAUUCAAGGUGACAAAUGUGGAUGAUGAAGGGAACGAGCUGGGAUCGGGUACUAUGGAGCUCACCCAAACCGAACUCAUUCUGCACACCCGAAAGCGUGAUGCCAUCCGGUGGCCGUACCUCUGCCUGCGCCGUUACGGAUACGAUUCCAACUUGUUCUCCUUCGAGAGCGGGAGACGCUGUCAGACAGGACAGGGGAUCUUUGCAUUUAAGUGCUCCAGGGCAGAAGAGAUCUUUAACCUGCUGCAGGAGCUGAUGCAGUGCAACAGUAUUAACGUGGUGGAGGAGCCCAUGAUCAUGACCCGGCCUGGCCACACACCUGAGAUGGAGAUGCCCCGAACCCCUCAAACACCCAACACUCCCGGGUUCCCAGUGCAGACGUUUCCUAACGGAUACCCUGGAUACCCUAUAAGUGCAGAAUCAUCACAGCCCUCCCUUACCGAUGACCACAGACACAGCCUCAUGGGGAUGGAUGACCAGACACACACGUAUGUGAAUACGGUUAGUAUGGAGAGUGAGCUUUCGAGCCGCCACUGUGUCCGAUCCCUUCCCGAGGUUCGCCCCCCCGCCUUCACCGAGGCGUCCACUAAACCUGGCCAACCCGGCAUGCACUGCUGUGGCAUGGACGACUCUCACAAGGACCCUCAGCUCUUCCUCCAGCCAGGGGCUCAGGAGGUGAAGUUCAUGCUGGGGCCGACGCCUGCACAGCGACACCUGAUGGAGCGAGAGCGGGAGCGAGAGCGAGACCGAGACCGGCACUCCUCUCACCCUCUCCGAGCGCCUGACGGCAGCUCUGAAACCGAGGGAGAAGAGGCUCCUCCCCUUCACAUGUGCAACACACAUGCCUACCACCAUUACCACCAUCAUCUGCACCGGCACUCCAGCAUGGAGCCUUGUCCGGGAAGCCAGCUAACAUAUGAGAACAUUAAUGGUCUUAGAGGGCCACGCAGGCAGAGGCUAAGCCCCAGCAGUGCCUCCCAGUCGCAGUCUGUGGGCUCAAGCAGCAGCAGCAGCACAGCUGGAGAAACACACCCACAUACACACCCACACUCCCUGGCACUCUCGCACACACAUGCGUCCUCAUUGCCUCCGCAGGGCUACAGCGGGGGUCAUCGCCGCUCUGCGCUGCUCAACUACGAGAACCUUCCAUCACUGCCACCGGUGUGGGAGUACCGUGCUCUUCAGCAUGAUGAAGAAGAGGAGCAGGAUGAAGAUGAGGAAGAUGAUGAGUACGAGGAGGAAGAAGAGGAGGACUUUGAUGAGUAUGAAUAUUCAGAGGGGCCAGGAACACCAAAUGGAUAUCAUCAGGAAAGUGGUGGCAGCGGUGGGAUUCAUCGCGAUGCUCUGCAGAACUACGUCAACACAGAACAGAUUCCGCCUCCCACCCAUCUGCAUCAUGCGUGCCCUCCUCAUCCUCAGCCCUCCGAGAGGGGUGGACGAGUUUUCAGUUUUGAUUUCCGCCGGCAUCGGGCGGGGCGUGGCACAGUUGGCAGUGCAGCCUGCGAGCAGCAUGGCCGCCACCUGCCCCCUCCACCCUCUCGCCAGCUCAACUACAUCCAGGUGGACUUGGAGGCUGGAGCCUCGAGUUGCCCAGGACACGGCGGGGGCGGAGCUCAAGUGCCACAGAGACCGCCUCCAAUGAAGCGCGGCAUGGCUGCUGCCCCGGUAAUGCCUCCCUCCCGCCGUGGUGAGUGUUAUGCUGUGAUCGACCUGCAGAAAACCGCAGCCAUGUCCAAUCUGCAGAAAGCCCUGCCUCGUGAUGAUGGCACGUCCCGAAAGACCCGCCACAACAGCACCGACCUGCCUCUGUGAGACAAAAUGAGCGAUAAAGAGUGAGGGAAAAAAAAGAAUGUUAUGGGUAAGAGUAGAAAACAAAGGAGCUCUGUGGAGUUACUGUCCUCUCACCAUUUGGUUGGAGUUUUCAUCCUCACACUCAUAUUUUCAACACAUUGCACUUAUGCCAGCUACAUCUUGUGGAUACAAUAAGGUGAAACUGAAUAUACCAGCUAUAUGUUAUAUAAAUCCAUGCAGUUUUUAAAGGCGGUACAUAACUGAUUUUGGUGCCCAUUGACCCUCAAAUUGUAAUCAAGCCCCUUCUUCUAAACUGAGCCACAGAGUUAUACCUUUAUAGAAAAGGUGUUAAAAAUAAUCUACAAGGAAAUAUCGCAUUCCAGAUCAUAUCUGAAGCUGCUUUAUAAACAGCUGUCUUUUCAGCUUACGUAAAACAAAGUACUACAUGUUUAAAAGCAUGUUUAUUCACAGCAGUUCUUACUCAUCCAUCUGGUCUGCCAUUAACUUUUAACAACUUUUCAACAAUACGUUACAUCCUAAAGCAUAUUUUUUUUCAAUAAAAAAAACCAACAUUUAAUUGAACAUAAAAUACAGUUGAGAAAGUUCGUUGUGUGUGAAAGUACAGAUUAGGAAAGAGUAAAAGACAUUACAGUCUAAGAGAUUACAGUCUGACUGCUGUUCCCACAUUCCCAACAUAAUCACUUAAUCUGUGAUUCACAUUCAAGUGUUAAUGAAGUGCAAAUCCAAGAGUAUGUAUUUAUGUAAAUCUAUGUUUUGGAAAAACUGUGCAAAGCAUCAUAGCCAUGCAUAUGCAGAAGGAAGGACUUUCAUUAUUUUUUUAUUAAAAAAAAAAAGUCAUUCCAUGAGCCUUGAUUAGGCAAACCUUAUUUAUAUUAAUUUAUUUAGUUUUAUUAUGCAUAUUUAUGCAUUUAUGGAUUUGUUUAAUUUUGUUAUUUGACUCUUAUAAAUAAGAGUAGAUAACAUAUACGUCAAGGAGAUGAAUUGUCUUCUAAAGAUAGCAUAGGUGAUGAGGAAGACGAUACAAUCCAGCUUUGUUACAUGUCAUGUCAUUGUUACGUUGUUUUGAUACCUGCAGUUUCAUGUGGAAUAUUUCUAUUUUAGUGACAUAUCGUGCCAAACACAGGAAUAUUAUACUGAAUCAUGUGCCAAUGGUGUAUAUGGAGUUUGAGGGCUAACUAUCAGCAACAGCUGAAAAUAAACUACAGCUGUACUCACUACACAAAGAUUAUAAGCUAUCCAGGGCUAAAAUGUUGAUGAUUUAGACAUUGCCUCCCAUUUAUACAUGCCAGUUUUUACUGCAUAUGAAGUUAUUGAAUCUGGAUGUUUUGUUGUUAGUGGCAGAAUUCCAGUCAGGGUUCAUGUUUGUCUGUUCCACCUAUAGUAACAGGUAGCCUACUGUACACGUUGCCUUGCAGUUACACUAUACUGUGAAAAAGACUAAUAUGAAUAAAGGCUCAAAUUCUGCGAUUACCAGAUGUUCAUACAUAUGAGGAUUACAGCACCAAGAAUUUUGUUAGGAAGGUUUUCUGCACAAAGAAUAAGACUAAUCCAAAAGUAAAAAGGCUUUUUAAUUGAGAUUCUGACUUUAGUAUAAGAUUUAAUAUAAGAUCUGUGUUGGGGGGGAUAGAGGGCCAUGAAAUAUUUGCUUUGGUCUUUACUUCCUGAUAAAGUUUUUCCACCAAUUUUUCAGAAUUUCAUUUUGUUACAAUAAUUUUGUAUAACUGUAGUAUAUUUACACAUUUCAUAAAUGUGCAAAUGUACCACAGUUAUACAUAAUUAUCACUACUUUAAAAAAACAACAACAACUAACCAGUGAGUAAGUGUUCUUUCAUAUAACUGAACCAUAACCUUUAUUUAUCCCAUUUAAAUAUUAUGAUUACAGACAUAGCCAAAAAAAUACACUUACCACUCAGCUAUGAAAGUGCUAUGUAUGUAUAUAUGAAACUUUGUAAAAUGGGUGGAAACUGUAAUAUAGUUUCUUCUCGUUUAGCUGGGUGGGGAUGUAGACUCAGCGCUUCAAACUGGAAUUGGCAGCCAUGCUGAACUGAAAGCAAAGCCACAUGGAGCUUCAUUACCAAAUUCUUCACAACGUUAAUCUACUUAUUAGCCUCUUUUGUUAUAAGCUUGUCCUAAAAUAAAUUUAAAACAAAGUAUUCUGAUUUCUAAUUCAGAAUUCUUUUUUUUGAUCAACAUUCCCACAACUUAGUUAUUCGAACUAAAACCAAUUGUUCUUCAUAGAGCCUUGCAUUUCACUCCAGUAUGGCUGUUAGUGGGGUCAAGCCAAACUAAAUCAACAUGUAAUAUACACUCACACAGGUACAUUGCGGUGUUUGUGAUGUACUCUAAGAAUGCGAUGAUAAACUAUUUGGACACUUUUGAACACUUUUAAGAGAGUCAAUCUAGUUUUAACAUCUAUAUUUUUGGUAUUGUGUGAAAAAAACAUUUUGCAAUAACAGCUAUUGGGGUCAUAUCAGUGUUUGUCCAAGUUGUGAAAAAUGAUGAUCUGUGUGUAUGUGUGUGUGUGGUACGAAGGUGGUAUUUCAUCACCUUUCAAAGAGGUCUUAAUCAGGACUGGCUUUGCUGUCUUUCUCAGGCCUUGAUGCACAUGUGCUUUUUGGCCUAAUCUUGGCAUUGUGAGGAAGGGGGGGAUUGUAUUUGUAUUAAAUAUGACACAUGUGGGAUAAUAGAUAACGUAAUUGUGCUAUAAAAAAAAAUAUGAAUAGUUAUUAAAUUGUGGGGACAAUUAAGGUACACUAGGAAACCUUAGAAUCUUAUGUUUACGUUGGUUGUGUGAGACCUCUUUGGAUUGUGAAUGUUUUAAUUUUCAGGAUUUUCCAUUUUUAACAUAAUUUUUUUAUUCCAUCAGGGUCAAUGAAGUAGCUCUUCGCUGUGAAUUUCAUAUAUUAUGGGUUACAUUUUAGACCCAGGCUAGUUGCACUGAAAAUAGAAAUAGGACAACAGUAAUCCUGAAUUAUUGAAUAUUGAAUCCCACUGUAAAAAAAAAAACAUUAAAAAGAUAUGUUUUGAAAUUUUACAAAGAAAGGUUGAACGGUCAUUCAGCAUUUACAGGUGUCUUAAUUGCAAUCUUUGUUUAGACUUUCCUUGUUGACUUGUUUUCGUCAAAACAACUAUGUACCUCUCCGUUAAUGCAAUGUCAUGAAUGGGAUUCGUAUAUAAUUCUAUUUUCAUCCAAGCCUGAGAUAAAUUUUCAGCUGAAGGUCAUUUUGAAGGAAACCUAACUGAAAUCUGAAUGACUUACUGGCAGUCUGGCUUCAUAUUUUGUCUUAAUAAGGCUUAGGCAGAGCUCACUGACUGUGAUGUCCUGCACAUUAAUGUGAAUGAGUGCCAAUUGUGUCUGAGUAAGAGCGAUUGAGAGCGGCUCAUGCAUGGACUCUUUAGUGGAGCUUGCUGGGCUCAAAGCUCUGUGAACAGUCUUACUCUCUGUAUGAAUGUAAUACACAGAGACGGACUUGUAAAACGCCCAGAUCAGGCGAUUUACACUUGAUGUUUCUAUCCUCACUGAUUUAAAAAACAAAAACAAAAAAAGUGUUACUGUUUUGUCUUGAAAAUUAAAUUUUUUCCAGUUGGUUUCUUUGUAUACAGUAUUUACAUUUUCUUGUAAGUAUGUAUUUCUGUGUGCGUACAUAACAUAUAUAUGGGUAUGCCGUGGCAGUCAGCUUCUCCUGUGUUUGUUUACACAACACACUACUUUUUUGCCACAGCUGUUGAACUGUAGGAAGAACCGUCCGUGCACCGGAAUUCAUUUCGUUAGAUGGACAAUGCGUCUCGUCUCUGUCAACAGAGACGAGAUCUUCAGUAGUCUGACGUAGUCGCAGUCCUAACCCUUCCCUCCUCCUUACGAUGCAGAGCAGGCAUGCCCCAUAUUGAAUGUUAUUUUCAGUCGUAUAAACCUUUUGAAGAGAAAGGCUUGUACAAUAAAAUGAAUGUGAUUCAAUGUAAUGUCAAUAUUAAA